ACUUGAUAUCCGAUGAUAUCAUGUGCGAUAUCACUUGAUAUCCCAUACAAUUUGAUGUCAACGCGUACCACCAUUUUGGCAUGAUAUACGGGAUAUCAUGUACGAUAUCAUAUCGAGUUGUCAAAAAUCGCAACUAGCAACACGGAUAAUGGCAUUGAACGCACUCAUUUAUGAACGUCACUUUGAGAGUGACAAUAAACAAUCAUUAUAAUUUCGAAUUUUUCAACGAAUAUUGGCGUUCGGAGACCAUUGAAUGCAAGACUUCAAUUAUUAAUUGAAUUGUAGGAGAGAAAAGCAAUAUUAUUGAUCUUACUCCUAAUGGGAACAUUCAAUAUGACAACUUGAUUGUCAAACGAUAUCAUUUCGAUCAUAUGUGAACACUACCACGUGAUAUGCGUAUCAUCUCGGUAUAUCAAGUGAUAUAAGCGCUAAUGUGAACAUGGUAUUAGUCUGUGUUGAAAUGACAUUAAUAAUUCUCGUGUAAGAUAAUUUUUUGAAAAAUGACCUGGCAACUCUAGUUGUCUGUUCAUUCGAUUCUUCGAUUGGUAACAAUCAACAACUGUUAGCUAGAUUACUUUUUAUUAGUGCAUUCAAAAAAUUUCCAUAGUCCAUCCUGAAAACCACAUCUGGAAUGUCGAAGGAAAAUGAAGCCAUCAAAGUGGACAAGGAGUUAGAUUUAUCAAACGCAGGUCGCGGUGUUUGGUUGGUUAAGGUGCCUAAGUACAUGGCCAAUAAAUGGGAAAAAGCACCCGGCAAUAUAGAAGUUGGCAAAUUAAAGAUCUCCAAGCAAGUUGGACAAAAAGCGCAAGUUUCGCUAACACUCUCAGAUGCAGUCAUUAAUAUUGAUCCGACCGAUGAAAUACCACGAGAUCAUAGGCUGGAUGUUUCGGUAGUAACUAAGCAAACCCUGGGAGUGUUCUCUCACAGUGUCCCAACGGUAGUCAGUACAAAUCGAGAAGAUGUCAUUGCGGAGCCGGAGAAAUUGUUUAUGGAAGGAAGAAUCGUGCAAAAGUUAGAGUGUCGUCCGUAUGCGGAUAAUUGCUACAUGAAGAUGAAACUGGAAUCAAUACGUAAAGCUUCCCAACCAGCCAGGCAGGUGAAAUCGCUGGAAAAAAUUGUUCACAACUUCAAACCUGUGUCCGAUCAUAAGCACAACAUUGAAGAUAAAGAACGGAAAAAAGCCGAGGGCAAGAAAUCGCGAGAUGACAAGAAUGCAGUUCUCGAUAUGUUGUUCAAUGCUUUCGAGAAGCAUCAAUAUUACAAUAUAAAAGAUCUGGUUAAGAUUACCAGACAGCCAAUAAGUUAUCUAAAGGAAAUUCUGAAGGAAGUCUGUGAUUAUAAUAUGAAAAAUCCGCACAAAAAUAUGUGGGAGCUUAAGAAGGAAUAUCGCCAUUACAAAGACGACGACAAAAAGGAGGAAGGCAACGAUGUAUCGGAAAGUGAUAGUGAUUGAGUAAUCGACUGAAGUGAGCUUUUAAUGUACCAAUAGAAUUCUAAACUCUAUUGCAACAUAAACUGUUUUCACAAUUUUAAACUA
Molecule: messenger RNA, 1537 nt
Organism: Malaya genurostris
Lineage: Eukaryota; Metazoa; Arthropoda; Insecta; Diptera; Culicidae
Gene: TfIIFbeta
Product: general transcription factor IIF subunit 2
Exons: 1
Coding region: 632-1453 (273 amino acids)
Biological process (GO): transcription by RNA polymerase II; transcription initiation at RNA polymerase II promoter
Cellular component (GO): transcription factor TFIIF complex
Source: RefSeq, a predicted model, not a curated record